AAAACCCUGGAAUCCUUUUCUAAGGAGAACAAGGAGCUCCAGGCCCAGGUCACCCAACUCAUGGCCGAAUUGGACGAGAGGAUGCUGCCCAGGGCCCAAGGGGAUGGAGUGGAAGCGGCCAAGUUUGUGGACUCGAGGACUUCUCAGCUCAGCAUCCCUGAGGACUUUGAGAGCAAAGAAGAAAUGACCUGCGAGAAGUGAGCCUGGUGGACGGACCCGAACCGGACGCCGUCGUUUCACAAUCCCACCCGCUCCACAGCGACCCCCAGGGCCCCCUGCCUGCUCCUCGGGACCCCACGGCCCAGCAGAUCCUGCGGCUCCUCCGUGAAAUACAAAACCCGCAGAAUCGGGUGGGGCCCCUCUCAGAAACGCCGUGCAUCCCGUUUUUCUAUCGGGUGGACGAAAACGACGAAGUGAAGCUUCUGGUGGUUUAAACUGGAAAGGGACCCUUGAGAGCUCCUGCGGGGGGCCAGGUGGGGGGUGGUGGUCGGGCUGGCUCGAGGGCACGCGCUGGGGGGGGGCAAGCUUUUGUGCGCUGGCUGCGAAUCACACCGUCGUCCAAUGAAGCUCAGAAUUUUACGCCACCCGACCGCCUGUUGCUUCCUCCCAUUCAGGUCUUGUGGAUUUAAUUCUCUCUACUAAACCCUCCUUUGGUUAUUUCAGCUUUCGUUAGGUCAGGUUUUAUGCCCUUCUUCCAAAAUCUUCCUUUCCUCUUUUAACUUGCAUGGCCCCCAAUCCCACAAAUCCCACCCCCUCCAUCCUUUCCUUUCAAAGAGUUAGCCAGCUGCCUUUCUAGCAAAACGCCGCCUCUUUCCUCCGCCGCCCCCCCCAAAUUCUUUUGUUCCGUUACAACGUUUGGAAGGGCAAACGGUUUUCCAGGGAAGGGGAUAAAAAGCUGCAAUGUAAUUUUUUAGAAAAACUGGACGUACGUUUGCAUUGAAGAGACGGAAAGGUUUUACUUAUUCUUCGGAGAUGCGGAAGGGGAGGUCAGAAAAAGGAACCAGGCUUGUUGGGUUGGGGGGCGGGACGAGAGUCGAUUCCAUCUCUCGCACACGGAAUCUCUUUCUCCCGGGGUCAAGCCAAACUUAUUUCAACCGUCUUAAGAUUAUUUUGCAAUGCAUUUUGAUGGUUGAUGGUUUCUCUCCUUUCUGCCUCUGAGCCCCUCCCGCACGGGGAGAUUGACGGAAGAAUUCCCUUGAUUGUGAGAGUGUGAAGCAGUGUACUGGUUGGUUUGAAGUUGGUGGUGACUUGGUGUGUUAACAAAAAAAGAGGGAGAUUGGUCCAGCUUUCUUAGUUUUUAGCUCCCGGGAAUAGAGAGACCGGCGAAGUUGCGUUUUUGCACAAGUUUUCCUCCUGGGACAGCUUGCUAGCAAAGCACGGAGGGAAGUUCGAAAAGCAAAAGAAGCUUCCGCUACAAUUUUCUAGCAAAAACCGCGCGUCGACUACCCCACCUUCUUUCCAAGUUGUAAGGCAGAAGGAACUGGAUCGCAGGAAAACGACAACGCCCACAAAACGGGGACAGUCGCAACAUCAGUGUUACUCGUUCCCUCGUUGCGUUAGGUCAGGAGGCGGGCGAAAAUGGGCUCGCGGGCCGCUUGUUGGCACAAGUGUACAUAUUGUAUCUGUAAUAUUUUGUACAUAACCUUGAAUAAUAGUAAUAAUAAUAAUAAAAAGAGAGAGAAUAAAGCCCACGGACAGCCUUUUCCUGGCUGGCGGAAGGCUACCCUUGUCACCUUGUAUGAUAUUUGAAGAAGAAAAAUAAAUGAAAAUAACUUUAGUGGAGGCGGGAGGGGCAAAGCAGGACAGGAAUGUGAUUUACUGUAGAAUAUUAUUCCAUAUUUAUUAGGUGUGGGGUUUCCAGGGGAAACGCGUGAAGCAAAGCAAAGGAACUCUUGCAAUCUGUUGCCAAGACAAAUUUAUAUCCUGUUAUAAAAGAUUUGGUCUUUCUGAAUAAAUCUGUUUCACUUCA
Molecule: messenger RNA, 1969 nt
Organism: Thamnophis sirtalis
Lineage: Eukaryota; Metazoa; Chordata; Lepidosauria; Squamata; Natricidae
Source: RefSeq, a predicted model, not a curated record